AUGGCCCGUCUCCUGAACAAAGUAGCUCUGAUUACCGGUUCCUCGUCAGGAAUGGGAAGGGCGAUUGCCCUUCGUUACGCAAAAGAGGGCGCACACAUCGUCUGCGCAGAUCUAUCGCUAACCGCUCGAUCCUUAGUCCCCGAAGAGGCCGAGAUAACCACCCACGACGCUAUUAUCCAAGCAGGCGGACGAGCCAUCUAUGUCCAAACAGACGUCAGCGAAGCCCAACAAUUUGAACGAGCGGUACAAACAGCGGUAUCCGAGUUCGGCCGGCUGGAUAUUUUAGUCAACAACGCCGGAAUCGCCACAGAUACCCGGAAUCCGACUCGAGUCCACGAAACAGACGAACAUGCCUGGGACACGAUGCUGCGGGUCAACACGACGUCGGUCUUCCUUGGCUGCAAGUAUGGGAUCGCGCAGAUGUUGAAGCAGGAGCCUCAUUCUUCCGGGGAUAGGGGCUGGGUGAUUAACCUAGCGUCGAUAUGGGGGCUGGUAGGGGGGCUGGGUUCUCCGGCUUAUUGUGCGUCCAAAGGAGCUGUUGUCAAUUUGACUAGGCAGAUGGCGCUGGAUUAUGGCCCUGAUCGCAUCCAUGUGAAUGCUAUCUGUCCGGGGUUCAUAUGGACAGCUAUGACACGCGAUCUUGAGGAGGCUUCACCUCAUGCAAUAGAAUCACUACAUCAGAAACAUCCCCUGAAAGGGUUUGGAUAUCCAGAUGAUGUUGCCCGGAUGGCGGUGGUUCUGGCUAGCGACGAUGCCAGCUUGGUGACGGGGGUUGCUUUGCCGGUUGAUGGGGGAUACACUGCUCAAUAG
Molecule: messenger RNA, 810 nt
Organism: Aspergillus oryzae RIB40
Lineage: Eukaryota; Fungi; Ascomycota; Eurotiomycetes; Eurotiales; Aspergillaceae
Product: SDR family NAD(P)-dependent oxidoreductase
Exons: 4
Coding region: 1-810 (269 amino acids)
Molecular function (GO): oxidoreductase activity, acting on the CH-OH group of donors, NAD or NADP as acceptor
Source: RefSeq, a predicted model, not a curated record